UACAUUAUCAUGAGACUUUUUACUAUGAUGACCAUGCAUGCGAUCGACAGCAUGACGCGUUGGCUCUCUCGUGCUGGUUAAGGAAGACAGCUCGAAAGGCAAACGGUUUUCCCCUUCGCCUCCUUGCCCAACUUAUAGCUAAUAUUAUAUAAAAGGAAAAUGAGUCAGAUAGCCACAGAAGCGAUCCAUGUGGUCCAGCGGGCCCCGAUGUCAAUCACCAUUGGGUGGCUCCUCAGCCUUCCCGUUAGUUUGCCAGCAUGGCUGCUGCUGUCUAUAUGGUCAAGGGUCUUGACGUGUUUACGCCAGGCACUUUGUGUUGGCGGAAAAAAGGUGGACGUCAAGUUGCCUGAGCGACCGGCAGCCGAAGACGCCCAUGCGCAGACAGAGCUUAACAUGCUUGAGCUCGACAAAUGUUUGGCCAUGCUGGAUGCAAACGAGGAUGCUGUGUGUGACCACCGAAAGUUGUUGGAGGUCGCCCGCAAGACUAACGAGGCGCUGCGCACCGAGCUUGACAUGACCGUUGACCGCAUGGCUCUUCUCAGCCAACAUAAUGCGGACUUGGAGGGCUACAAAGACCGGCUACUGGGCACGCUACGCGACGUGGUACUGCCAGUUUUCGUCAGGUUGACCCAGAUGACUGAGGAUGAUGAUGUCCACAAUAUCACUGCCGAGGUCUUUCAAGCAUUGGACACCACCCGGCAUUUGGUGUCAGAAGCUGAAGGCAUGUACUGCGCCACGGCGGAGGCGAGUCCCGUUGAGAAGCCGGGUGACAUGAGCGUGCGGCAGUCGCCGUUCAGCGAUGUGCUGACUCAGCUGACACACAUGCCACGCCUGGCAACACCUUCCCGGGACACACAGGACGGAGACGACACCCAGCGUGACGACAUUGGCCGCGGCUUCUUGAGCGCCAGGCAGUCGUCCAGUACAGCUAAGGUGCUGUCAUUCGGCUCUCCAAAUCGCUCCUCCACGGUCGUGCACAUCCUUGUGCACGACGUCCAGACCACCAGGUCGGCGGUCCUUUGAAGCUAGCAUUCACUAUGGUCGAGCAGAGUGGAGUUGACUUGUAGCCAUCUCUUUAUUUGCGAAUCUUGUAGUCAGGCAUAGUCUCGGCGACGCGCCCUGAUAGCCACAUUCCGAAAGCGGGAACUUUUUGUGCCAUGAUCGCGCGAUGAUGUGACAGAGCUCGUAUACGGCAUGUUGUUAUUUCUGUGUUAGAUGCUGUAGGUUUUCAUGCAGGUGCAUGUGUAGCAUCGCAGGCUUGUGUUGCGGUCGCCGCAGCUGAGAAGGUAAUAAUAGGUAACAAUUAUUUGGAAGGAACGUGAUACUUUUAUCGUGCAUAAUAGCGCAGGCAUUUGACUUGUUUUUGAAGUUGUCCUCUCUUCACGCCGUACGCCGUGGAUCCGUAAUGGGACCAAAACCCUUUACAUGGGCGUCCACUGUAACAGUAUUGUCAUC
Molecule: messenger RNA, 1455 nt
Organism: Volvox carteri f. nagariensis
Lineage: Eukaryota; Viridiplantae; Chlorophyta; Chlorophyceae; Chlamydomonadales; Volvocaceae
Exons: 5
Coding region: 160-1023 (287 amino acids)
Source: RefSeq, a predicted model, not a curated record